CACAAUGGUACAGCCAGCAUCACGCUGCACAAUGGUUUCCAGGCAGUGAAAGAGGGUGAUUCAGCAAGCCACUCUUGCUUCCCCUUUUAUUUCAUUGUUAUCAUAUGUUUUCCCUCCCUUUCCCCCCUCUGCUUUAUUUUUUUCCCCAGGGAUUUUAUUUAGUACACUUUUUAAAAAAAUUGGUUUGCCUUGAAGUCACCUGCCCAUCAUUUUAAUUAUUAUUAUUUUUUUAAUACCCCAUCUCUUCCUCCUCAGUUUGGAAUGUGGUUAAAAAUACCACGUAAGGUUGCAGUUUGAGGGAAGGGUUGCUGUACCGGGAGCAUAGUUCGCAGGCACGGAAUGGUAGGUGGUUGAUACUAAUAUUCUACGACUAACCUGCUUUUGCAGGGUGGGGUGAUGAAUAUUGAUUGUUGAUUUAAAAAAAAAAAAAAGAGAGAGCCAGGUUAAUGAAGUAAACUGCUAACCGAUGCAAGAAGGCAGCAGUGUUACAGAGUUUGUGGCCGGAGGACCAUCAUUUUCCUGUAUUUGGGUGUGGCAUUAGAAAUUGGUACCAGCAGCAGGCCAGAUUCAGCUAUGGGAAUUCAGGCAUGAAGUUGACCCCUCUCAAUCAUUUCCUAUAGAUGAGACAUAGCACAAGCUGUGGUAUUUAUGAGCCGCCAUUUCUUGUACUACUGCAGUGAACCUACCCUGGAUGUGAAGAUUGCCUUUUGUCAGGGAUUUGGGAAACAAGUGGAUGUGUCAUAUAUUGCCAAACAUUACAACAUGAGCAAAAGCAAAGUUGACAACCAGUUCUACAGCGUGGAAGUAGGUGACUCGACCUUCACCGUUCUCAAGCGCUACCAGAACUUAAAACCUAUUGGCUCUGGGGCUCAGGGAAUAGUUUGCGCUGCAUAUGAUGCCGUCCUUGACAGAAAUGUGGCUAUUAAGAAGCUCAGCCGACCAUUUCAGAAUCAAACGCACGCCAAACGAGCUUACAGGGAGCUGGUCCUCAUGAAGUGUGUGAAUCAUAAAAAUAUUAUCAGUUUAUUAAAUGUCUUCACACCACAGAAAUCUCUGGAGGAAUUCCAGGAUGUUUACCUGGUAAUGGAGUUGAUGGAUGCCAACUUGUGCCAGGUGAUUCAGAUGGAAUUAGACCAUGAACGAAUGUCUUACCUGCUCUACCAAAUGCUGUGUGGGAUCAAGCACCUUCACUCUGCAGGAAUCAUUCACAGGGAUUUAAAACCAAGUAAUAUUGUGGUAAAGUCCGAUUGCACGUUGAAGAUUCUGGACUUUGGACUGGCCAGGACUGCAGGCACCAGCUUCAUGAUGACUCCCUAUGUGGUGACACGUUAUUACAGAGCACCAGAGGUCAUCUUGGGAAUGGGCUACAAGGAGAAUGUGGAUAUAUGGUCUGUGGGAUGCAUUAUGGGAGAAAUGGUUCGCCACAAAAUCCUCUUUCCGGGAAGGGACUAUAUUGACCAGUGGAAUAAAGUAAUUGAGCAGCUGGGAACACCAUGCCCAGAAUUCAUGAAGAAGCUACAACCCACAGUACGGAACUACGUUGAGAACCGACCUAAGUAUGCUGGUCUUACUUUCCCCAAACUUUUCCCAGACUCUCUCUUUCCAGCCGACUCAGAACACAACAAACUCAAAGCCAGCCAAGCCAGGGACCUUUUGUCAAAGAUGUUGGUGAUUGACCCAGCCAAGCGGAUAUCAGUGGAUGAAGCCUUACAGCAUCCAUACAUUAAUGUGUGGUAUGACCCUGCAGAAGUGGAGGCGCCUCCUCCUCAGAUAUAUGAUAAACAGCUGGAUGAAAGAGAACAUACGAUUGAGGAAUGGAAAGAAUUGAUCUACAAGGAAGUAAUGAAUUCUGAAGAAAAAACUAAAAAUGGAGUAGUAAAAGGACAGCCUUCUCCUUCAGCACAGGUGCAGCAGUGAACAGCAGUGAAAGCCUCCCUCCAUCCUCAUCUGUCAACGACAUCUCCUCCAUGUCCACUGACCAAACUCUGGCAUCUGACACCGACAGCAGCUUGGAAGCUUCUGCAGGACCCCUCGGUUGUUGCAGGUGACUAGCCGCCUGCCUGCGAAACCCAACGUUCUUCAGAAGAUGAGGCAAUUUAGGGGGAAAAUAACAAGAAUAAACGAUGGAAAAGAAGAAAAAUAAAAGAUAAAGAUUUAAAUGAAACAAAACCCUUUUCAGCCUGCUUCUCCUACAGAGUUAUGUAAUGCAGCUAAGCUCAAAUAUAUAUUUAACUUAUAGUUGCUCUGCUUUGGUCUUCUUCCAAUGAUGCUUACUGAAAAAAAAAGGGAAUUAAAGAAGCCUUUUUUUCCCCAUGAAAUGUAAAAUUAAUGGCUGCAAAACCAGCAACCUGCAACUGUCCUUCACACUGGCAUGACAAGGUGUGCAGUAGCCACUCUACAUAUGUAUGUGUGUGUAUCUGAUUUCACUAUCUUGCUAAUCUAUUUUACUACUUCUGACCACUUAGAUAUAGAUACACACACAUUUAUCUCAGUACAUGUACAGCAAACACACACAAAUGUGUAUGAUAGUAUGUGCAACUGUGUAUCUCUAUACAUUAUAUACAGAUACACAGUGUGCACUCUAGAACUAAUUGGCCCAUUUCAUGUGAACAUCUGUAACAUAUUGCCAGUAUAUAAUCUAUUCUGUUUGUUCAUUAAGUUGUAUAUCAUAUAAGAUUUGUAAAAGCAAAAAUAAUAAGUCAAGCCUGAGCUCUCUCAGACCCUUGAAGAUGUAGCACCCAACUUUCAACUGAUAUAUAUAUUUUUAAUAAUACUGGUUUGUAUGGAGGAUGCACAGAAUGGAGAUUUACAAGGAAAAUGUGCAUCAGUUGUGCAUGCUAACAUUUGUUGCUUUGAUUUUUAGAACAGAUAUGAGCUAGGACCAGGUUAAAAGGAAGCACAUCUAUCUUUGGGAGCUGUUGGGGUUGAGGAUGGAGGAGUUGUCCUGUGAAUACCUAAUAUCUCAGCCCACAAGAACUUCAGAGACACACUUUUCAUAGUGAUAAUACAGUGAGUUAUUUUUCUUAGCUUAUAGAUAGGCUUAUCGUUGUUAAUUAUAAUGUAUGUGUGUGUGUUAGGGGCUAAAAUGUGGGGGGAUAAGCUCAGAUAACAACAGGACGGAUGUACACAAUUUUUAUGUAUCAUUUAUGACUAGGUGCUUGGUAAGCCAGGAUUGCAGACAAGGGAUGUUUGCAGUCUACUCCCUCUCUAGGUAUUUGUUGCUGCAAAAGAGUUGAAUUCCCUUUAAAUAAUUUCCCUUGUGGGAAUUACAUUACUUGGACACCACUGGUUCUAUAGUUCCUUUCAGCCUUUCCCCCGGUGACAAAUCAGCUGAUUUCUCAAAAUGCUUCAUCAACUGGGCUACACAUAGCAGGUUAGUAAAUUGAAUGGUCAAAUAUUCUCAUACAUUUAAUAUGCUUUGUCUUUAUUUAACAGCCAGGAGCCAAGCUGAGAGUGUAACAAUCAGGGUCUCAGGCAGCUUUUGCUUAUUUCUAAAGAAGCCAAUAUUGAGUAAAUAUCAAUUGGAUUUUGACAGAUAAUACUUUGAACUUGCAGCAGAGAGUAGUGUCAGGUCUUUUAACAGUGUACACCAACACUACACAAUUGUUUAUGGCAACCGAAGAACAGUUUUUCCUCCUGAAACAGCAAUGAGAAUUUUAGGUAGGCAAAAUGCAACUGUCUGAGUUGGAAUUUAGCCAGGAUUCUCAUCUCUCUCCUCUUAUCCAAAUGUGCUGUGCCAUCUGUAAUGUAUGCCUCAUCCAAAUGGCAGGAAAAGUUAAUUUAAAUAGCUUAUUCUAUUUAACUGUAAUGUAUGACAAUUUUUGAAUCUACAAAUAUUUGAUUGGACAGUUGACAAAUCUGCCAUCCCUAAACUGGGGAAAAUAUCUGAAUAUCAACUGAGAUUUUGUCCAAAGUAAAAAGCGAACAAUAAAGCUUCCACUCAAGUAUGUAAAAUAAAAAUAAAGAAUAAAUGUAAUGUAAUCUCAGAGUUAGUAGCUCUGAGUGGUCUUGAAAUUACACUAUAAAGUAAUUUUUCCCCAGGUAUGUUUUGGUGGCUUUUUUUCCAUGACAUUUUUUCAUAUAUUGAAAACAAAAUUAUGUAUGUAAUUUUUCUAAAAACUCAGUUACAGCAGUAGGUGUGAAAGCAAUAAGUAUAAACAAUAAAUUACUACUGCUAAUAGAUUUAGCAAUAUUCUCUCUUAAAGCCAUGAAAUAUCAUAACAUUAUUUAGCAACAUGACCUUAAUCCAGCCUCAGGUGAAUGCAAAUACUAAUGAAAGUGUUUAAAGGGAUACCACAAUGCAUUGUAGGUGUGUCAAAAGCAAUAACACUGAGGGGGAUUUCUUAGCAAUAAUAGUAGCUAUCAGGCCCAGAUUUCAAUCAUCAUACAUUAACACUAGUAAAAUAUAGAUAAUUCACCUCCAUUUUAUAUCCUCUUGGCAUGAAUCAUUUUGGGUUGUAUUCUCAACCGAAAAAAGCGUGAGUUUCUUGGAGUGACAGAUUAUUAAAUGAGUGCAACUAACUACAAACAUGCCAUAGACUUUCAGAACAAUUUCAGUGAAGUGAUAGUAAUACUGUGAACAUAGCUACAGAGGCAGUAUCUGCGAAGUGCUUUGUAUAGUGCUACUUAAAGUGUGUUUAAUCUCCCAAAUUUAAUCUGUCAAAACUAGGACGAUGACCAUUCUCUUGUGCAGUACAAUUCAUUUUUCCCUGGGCUCAUGAAAAGGGAUGUGAUCACCAUAAAAGAUGUCCCAGUGAUUGGCACUAUAGGAAUCCCUAAGAUAGAGAAUACAGUUUAUCUAAAUGCCUGUCUAAGGCCCUGAUUCAUCAAAACACCAAUGCGUGUGCCUAAGUCACACACAGGUCAAUGGACUUUCACAUAUGCUUAUAAUUAAGCAUAUGCUUUAGUUCUUUGCUGAAUAGGGAUGAACAUAAUUAAGUGCUCUGCUGAGUUGUGGCCUAAGUAAACAAUCAUAGCAUUUCUUUUUGUCCUUAAAUUUGUCAAUCUUCCUUUUGGGCAGCUCUGCUCUUUGAAGGGUGCAAGGCUCUCCACCCUGGACAAAGCUAUCAGCAAAUGAGCAAUAGACCUUGUCGGAUCUGUCAGAGCUGGAGUAACAACCCCUCAAACCUGAAUAGUAUCAUUCAUUUUCCCUUGGCUCAGGAAGUUGAUGCUGUCAACAUGUAACCUAAAGGAAUACAGGUACCGAUCAACUAGAAACUACAGUGACUGAUGCUCUGUAAAUACCUAUGGAUAGAUAAAAACCUUCAUAGCUUCUAGAAGUUCCAGACAUCGGUGUUUCAAGCCUUUUCCUCAUUAGUUCAAUAUUGUAGCCAGCAUGAAAUGAUAGUUGCUCUUAUUCUUUCUCUUGCAAGUGAUUUUUAAAUCUACCUCUGUUUUUAAUAGUAAUUAAUACCUCGCACUUAUAUGCUUUCAAAGUGCUUUACAGCUAAAAUAAUGGAGAGAAUGAGACACACUCUGGCUAAGGGCUAGAUUUAAUGCCUGAAACUGCCGAUAGGAACCUAUGCACUUUUGCAAUAUCCCACUAGGCAUCUAACUUUCAUUGACUUCCAUUGAAUUUAGGUGCCUAGGUGCUUUUGAAAAUUCCACUAGGCACCUAUCUGCAUCUUCAGGUGUCUGAUACCUUUAAAUACCUGCCCUUAAGUGACUUCCUUAAAUCAUGUUGAUAGCCACUGGCAGAGUAAGGUGAUUGCCAAUCUCUGUUCUGAACACUAGUUAAAGUCACUUUAAGAAACUGUAGAGGAAGGAAAUGAUUGAAGAACCUUUCCAAUGGGGCUACUACAUCUUCAGGGGCAUCUUUCUAAGUUUCUGGAUGGUAUGAGAACCCUACAGGAAUUACAGUGUACUAAUGCUUCUAAGAGACUGAUAUUUUUCCUUGUUUGAACGUGAAGGAGGUUGAAAUAAACAGAUGGUUAUGCAGGUCUAGCUAUUGGUAUGGAGAUUAACCUUGCUCCUGCAAGCUUGAUGGCUAUUGGAAGAGUGGUUUCUUUUUAGGCUUGCUCUGGUUAUGCAACACCCACAAUGCAUGACUGACUAAUCAUUUCCCUUAUAGAAAAAUAUAGAAUGUAACAGAAAAUUAUCACCAGCCUAUAGAAUUUAAAUAGAGGUAUAAUUUUCUGCUAUAGGAUUCUAAAGAUUGGUUCACUAAAUCUCCAUAAAGGAUAAUAUCCAGAGAGCCCUACUGGUUUCAAUAAAUUCUAAAGAAACAUUCCAUGAGGAUUGUAAUGUAUCUUUAGACAAUUAAAGUAUUUCUUUAAGUUGGUCCAACACUGAGAUGUUUGCAACUCACAUUCUUCUUCUGAAUUAUUCUAAUUUACAUGGGAUGCCUGAUGUAACCUCAAGUUCAGUAGAUUACUACAUCACAUAGCAUUUAAGUGGAAGUACACUUACGGUAGCUUAUUUUUUUUUAAUCAAAAAUAGAACCAAGAUGACAAACACAUCCCUAAGUCAUUGAAUUUUUCCUUUUGAAAUUCUUUUCUUCAUGGCAUAAAUCUGUAACUCCAAGAGGUGGCAACAUUGGCUAGAUCAGAUGAUGCUGUGGCAAUACCACUCACUUUGCUAAAUUUACAAGCCAAGCUGAGGCUCCCAUAUGUGGUUUUACCUUCAGGCUGUUACCUGGUGCUUACUGAAGAAACUAGAUUUAUGUUAGUGCCCUGAGGACAAUUUCCAUAACACUAUCCCUUCAUUAAAUCCCAUCCAAAUUGAUACUAUUGAGUAGAGCUGGUUGGAAGUUUUCUAACAACAUUUUUUUUCAUCUGAACAUGCUGAUUCAUCAGAACCCAAACUGUUCGCGAGACAGGAUUGGUUUUGAUGAAGCUUCCAAUUUGAAAAAAUUUGGAGGGAGAAAAAGGUUUUGAAAUUGCCACAAGUCCCAAAUUGACCUGAUCUGCUAUGUAUUAUUAUGAUCAAUUUGCAGAAAUUUUUCAAGAUUUUCCCUAUUUGGGACAAGACAAAUUUUCAAAAUCUCAAAUUCUCAACCCAUCUAUACUCUUUAGUGUUUCUGAGGAGAGGAACACAGAAGGAAAACCUGUUGGGAAAGAAUUAGAUUUUUGUUAAAUAGUCAGGCAAACACAAGUGUGAGUUAGCUGUUUAGGUUUGCAUUUUUUCUGCGUGCAUGAGUAUGUGUAUGUUUUUAGGUUCUUCGUGAUAUACUAAUAUUUGAUCCAAAUUUCUUAAUGUGGAAAAUGAUCCUGUAAACUUAAUCAAACCUUGCAUCUUCAAGAAUCUGAUAGUUGUGCUUGUUUCAAUUUACAUCAGUUUUCAAAGGAUACCAUUAACUUGUGACAGGCUGAAGACGAACUUUAAAUAAAUAUACCCCCUACACAAACAAAAUAACAAUGUUCAGCAGAUUUGAAUAUUCCACAACUAUGUAAUGUCUUAAUUAGAAAAAAUUGUUUGUCAUCUUUGAGGAGUAGGAAAAUAGCUCUGUCCAAUGUAAUUUAGUGGAAUCCAUGAGAUAUAUUAGGAACUUGUCAGUAAGACCUAAUAUCUCUUUUUUUUAAUUCGGUAUUGAUUGCAAGAGCUGAAUUGUUUAAACCUCAUUUCUGUUCAAUCUUGUUGACAAAUGUCAGGUUAAGGCUUUUGGAGAAGGUCCAAAUCUGCAAAAAGAACAUUGAAAACUCCUGCCAAGGCCAAGUGAGUCAUUUCCAGCUGAGGCUGAAAGGUUGAAAUGUAUAUACUCAAGUAAGACUUGGCCACUUUGGAAACUAAAAUACCCUCAUCAGUUUAGACAGGCACACUUGUUCUCUUUGCUAAUUUCCACUGAACAGAGCCAUCCUUUUCUUCUAGAAAACCAGAUAUUUACAAUGUAAAUAGCUGAACUGAUUCUAUCCUUCUCUGUAACUAAUAUGUAAUAAUUCACCACCUCAGCUUGUUGGAUCUUUUUUAAAAAAAAAUCACUGUAUGCCUAAAUGUAGUUGACCUCUGGCUAUUUCCUUGAUCAGGCAUGUACUGAGAAGGAAGAUCCCAGGGGUUUGUGUAUAUAAAGAAUCAUGUAUAUUUAGUAAAUUAAGCGGGACUUACGGCCAGUAUACAUUAAACAACAACAGUAACAAAAUCUCCAAAACCUAACUAGGAAAAUGAACUGUCACCUUGCCAUGUCCAUUCUGUAAUAAGACACCUGCCUGUAGUCCUGCAUGAGCGGACUUCAAAGUAUAACUGACAUUAGGGACUGUAACAUAUAAGUGUUGAUAAAAGUAGAUUAUUAAAAAAACCAAAAAGCCAAUUAAGGUUCAGCAUGAAGACUGGGGGAUAAAUGUCCAACUUUGUUGCAAGAUCCUAGAUUGAAGCAGUAGCUAGAACCACUAAGCAUGGAUAAACUGAAAAUAUUACCAUUUCCCCCUCCUUACAUUGUUUUCUUUUUUCUCCUUAUAUGUUCCCUCUGGUUGGUGUAAGGGCCCCAUAUUAGCUUUGGAUUCAUUCAUCGAUAGUUUUGAGUUAUUAAAAGCAGAAGGGACUUUCCUUCCCCCUUCAUGUCAAAAGGAAAUCUUGUCUGAGUUCUUCUCAUGAAGAUACUUUUCACUGGUAUACUGAUUUGCUUUUGUUUAGUUGGUUUUUAGUGUUCCAGAUAAAUAACAUAGUGUAGUAAACCAUACUGAUAUAGGACCUCAUUAUGCAUGUCAUCUGCACACAUUAACUUCAGUGAGACUUUGGGUGCACCAAGUCAUGUAGGGUCAGGAUUCAAAUGAAAUACUUUAAGUACUCUAUGUGUGAAGCCCCAAGUGCACCUCUGUGACUGUACAUUGGGAAAGCUGCUGAAUUUUACAGAAUGGGACCCUCCUUACCUGUGAAGAAGCUGUAGCCAAUGAGUGAACUUCACUCCUCCUCCUUAGGGCACCUGUAUGAGGUCUGUGCUUUACUUAUGCCCUACUUUGAGGAGUUAGUGUUGUGGAGGCCUUGUUAAGGGCUCUCUGCACAGGGGUGUAUUUCACCUACUGAACAUGUAUGUAUGUCAAGACAGACUGUUCCAAUAAGGAAUGUUUGGGUUGCUUUCUUUAAGAACUAGCUCUAUACUAAUUUAAUUAAAAUAGUUUUAUCCAAGAAAUCCUAUUUGAUCUUCAUGUGGUGGGUGAAAUGAGAAAAGGCAAACAUAGUGAGCCCUUACAGCCCUCUCUAUUUUCUUGCCCCUUUUCCUUCACCCCUUAUUAAGUUAUGGAGAUAAAAAUCAGCCUAAAGCAACUCUCAACUUACUUCAAUGCCUUUAAGGAGCAGAAUAGAAAAAAGAGUGGGGUUUGGGUAACAUUACUAUUGUAAAUCAGUGAUAAGCAAGGAAUUCAAAUGUAUUUUUGUGUUAAGAUAGUGAUAUGAUUAGGCUAUGCAGAGCUGAGUCCCCUACAGUAACUAGGCAAAACAAGUUGAGCAUUGUGGUCUAUUCUUCUUCCAGUUUUCAUGCAAAGAAAUGGGCCAAAACUAAAACAUUUAAUUCAAACCCCAUUGAUUUGCUGCAGAAUUUGGAUUUAAAACCCAGGAUCCAAACACCUUUAUAAGGUUCCAAAAUGGAACGGGGUGGUGGUGGGAAUAUUUUCCAUUUAAAUGUACUUGAAAUCUUCCAAUACAGGGUUUUUGUGAGGCUUGCACCUCUCCAGCAUAGAAGUAAAAAUCUUUAUGAGAACACUUCAUGAGAUCUCUGAAUCCAAAUCCACACACUAGCCAUAUUUUGACUUCAAACAAACCCUGAAUCCUAAAUUAUAGUGGUUCUAGAGCAGGAUCUGGCCAUUGCUGUUGCAUAUCACAUAAUGCCCAUUGACCUUGAUAGGGAGCCGUGGUUCAAGCAGUUUAAAAUAAUACACCUCUAACUUGAAAUUUCAGUUCUUUAGUCUGCUGCUCUCACUUUUAAUUUCACUUAUUUUGGUGAAAAGUAGUUUGUUAUAGAAAGAUUGGUUAUGGCAAAUAAUCUAUGUUGAAUAGCAUUUAUAGAAAUGAGGCAAAACUUUACCUGUCUAUUUGUUCAGAGCACAUAGGAAAGAGAACGGUAUCAUCAUUGGGAUUAAGAUCAGCAAGUAAAUUUUGUGCCUGGCAAAAAUUCAUAAGGAGACUGUAAAGCUGGAUUAAGCAUAUUAGUGCAGGUUCUAAUUCAUUUUAGAUGUUUGAUAUGGCUUCAGUCCAUUUGAAUGGUAGAGGCAGAUGCUGGUGUGAUGGAAAACUAAAGCCUGAUGGUCCUAUAGAUUGAAACUGUGGCCAACAACCAGUCAUUUUGGCUUUCUCCACAUUACUAAUGGCACAAGCCUUUUCUCUUGGGGUUUUUUGGGGGUAGCAUAAAACAAUUGUUUAUGAAAAAACACAUUCUCCAAUUAACUGCUCUCUGGCUAAGACCUUCUUCAAACCAAUACAAAUAAAGCAUGAACUCCAUUUUAGGUUAAUAAACUGUGCCUUCUCCAGCAGAUGGUCAUGAUUUUUAAUCAUAAUGUUCUUCUGAACUCUCCUAUUAACUGCACAGCUUGAAGCGCUUAGCUAGCAUGUCUUCAAGAAGAUGUGAUUAUGGGUCUCUUAGUGUAUGUGAUGCAUUGUGAGCAAGUUUAGUUGGUUUAAUUACUAGUGAUUUCUUAAUGGAUUUGUCAUAUUGUAAAAUGGGCCUCGGGGAAGGAUUAAUUACUGUUUGUCUUGUUGAUGCCUCCGUUGAAGGCUUUGUCCAUAUCCCAGCAGGACACACAUUUGUAUAUAAUAGUAACUGGGCCAGUGAAAAAAAUAGCUACUUUUCUGAAUGCUUAUGCCAAGUCUCCUUAUAGGGAGCAGCUGGCUUUCAGCUCUGCAGUGAGAUACUGUAAAUGUGGAACAAAGGAUUUGAACAUCUAAAACUUUUCCCCUUCAAAGGAGGAUUGUGAAAGGAAUUUCAAGAUGGUUAACAACUUCCAGCUCUGGCUGAUGUGAGAUGCAGGUAGAAAAUGUAUGAUCUCAUCUUAAUACAAACUAUAUUUUGGUUCCAGGAUAUUCAAGAGACAAGGUGGGUGAGGUCAUAUCUUUUACUAGACCAACCUCUGUUGGUGAGAGAGACAAGCUUUCUAGCGACACAAAGCUCUUGCUUGUCUUUUUCACCAAUAGAAGUUGGUCCAAUAAAAAGCUAUUAACUCAUCCAUCUUGUUUCUCUACAAACUAUAUAGGCAGACAUUGAAAUCAUUCUCUUUCAUUUUCCAGGAACAACCAAUGGUUUAGGGAAUGUGUGGGGUGGAAAAUCUUUUAAGGUCAUCUAUUCACUGAUUGACAUAUGUUAGGGAGGAACAGUCCUGUAUAGAUAUGGGCAAGAAAUCAUCUGCAGGUGCCAUGAAAAUACCAGCCGCACAAAUGAAGUGACACUGGAAUUGGACCAUUGAGUCCAGUAUGUGACAGGGAUCAGUUCCCGAGGCAUCAGGCGUAUAGGUGGUGGAAAAUACCCCUCAGUGUGCCGUAAUAUAUAUGAUGGUGCAGAAAACAGUUCUUCUUGGCGAUCAAUUUAUGCCGGGAGGCAUCAGGAUUAUUUGCCUUACAUUCUCCAAAACCAGAUCUUAUCUUUUCAUCUUCAGUCCUUCUGCCUUGCCCUAAAACUAGGGAAAAUAAUUACUAGUGGGCUGAACUCUGAUAAGACCUCAAGCCAGGAGGAGAGAUUUGCGGGGUCCCUACAAAUCAAAUGUGGACCAGGUUUGCCAGUGAGGUUAAAAAAACCCAAACAAAACAAGCCUUGAGUCUAGCCUGAAACAAAUUUAGAGUGAACCUACACUCUUUAUUGUAGAAUAUUGAUUUUUUAAUGACCCCAAACACUGUAUUAAUUAGCAAACCUAUCAUAAACUGUCCUGGUUGCAGCUCUUGCUUUAAGGUUUACAUAAGGACAGGCUAUGUUUCAGGUAGAACAAUCAGACUCAAUACUGCAUGAUUUUAACCCCAAUUUAAGGGAGCAUGAACAAAGAGAAAUUUAAAUGAAGAGUUUGCAUAAAACCUUUCUAAAGAGAAAAACUGCUAAUUUCCAUAGAGCCCCUAGCCUGAAGUGGGAGGUCUAAGAAAAAGAGAGGGACUGCUAUUUAAAGUCACUGCACCUAGUGAGAAAUGAAACCCUAUAUCUGAAUAUUGUGAACUUUGGAGUUCUAAGGCAGAGCCCUGGUCAAACUGCAGCUCAAGCCCAAUGACAUAUCAUGUGGGUUCUUAGCAGUGGCAGAGGAUUGCUUUUUGUAUUCAGUUUCCUGAAAGGUCAGUGCAUAUUAUUUAAGUGUAAAUGCACUUACCCCUAGUGUUCUCUCUGGCACUGUAGACCUUCUCAUCCUCUUCCCCACUCCAAAAGAGAGGCAAAUGCAGCAACACUCACCAUUGGUGACUCCAGUUGAACAAGUGGUAGCACUACUGAGCUGUUUGCUUUUAUCUUGCGGACCUCCUGCAUGAUCAGUUCAAAUGGAAUGAGUAUGUUAAUGGCAGAGGCAAUAAAAUUACAGUGUCACUACAAUCUUUCACUCACCAGCAGCAAAAUGUAUGAUUGCUAAAACUUAGGGAAUGAAUUGUUAUAAUGAGUAUUAACUAUCCUUUCUCCUUUUCUGGUGUUAAUGACAUUGACCGAAUAACAGAAGUGUCACCUCUAACAUCUUUAACAGUGCAGCAUACAAUGCAAUCUACAUAGGCACAGCCACUACUCUUUAAUGCACAAAGUGUGUUGGUGCCAUUGUGACACACAAUGAAGCCAGAGCUCAGGGACUUGGAGAAAGAUUCCACUCCAGAUUUGCAAUGCAUCUUUCAGCAAGUUGACUGUAGUAUUGUUUUAAUUGCAAACCCUUUAGUGGACAUAGCUCACACUGGAUUUAGAGCUGGACAGGGCAGAGUUGACAACCAAGAAUAUUCCCCAGUUAUUCCCUGCCUAUGCUGGUUUGUACAAAACUUCUCCUAUGAUUGCAGUUUUCACAUUACUCUUCUGAUUGUGGCCUUGUAAAGCUGUAUGUAUAACCUCUUUUAGAAGAACACAAGUGAAGGAACAUGAGGCGAAGCAAGAUCAUCAUCUAAAGGCAAGAAUGUACUGAAGGCAUCUGGAACCAAACCAAACCAGUGCUCCUAUCAGUUCUGUACUGCAUUUCUUCCCCUACUCUGUGCAAACUGUGCAGUUUAUCAUGUUCUUGAUGCUCAUGGACAUUUCAGGUAAUGCUGCUUUUCUUAGAACAAGCACGUUUCUGCAGCAAGUUUUCUGUUUUUUUAAAAAAACAAAAACAAACAGUUGCCAGUUACCUUUAUGGUGUGAGUUGUGUCUUCUCCAAGGGAAGACAAUGAAGGAAAAACUCAGAUGGAUCCUUCACAAGUGUCACUGGCAGACACAUUUUCAAAGCAUUGUAUGGGAUUUUAGCCAUGGCGAGUCCUGUGAAAAUCAUUUGCAAGCCUGUGCCUAAAAUCCCACAAAAGUUAUGGAAAAGUUUGACUUGGUCUUUGGAAGAAAGUGUGUUCAUUUACACACUAGGGUUUCUCCAACUGGUACUGACCGCUGAUAAGCAUGAGACUAGUUUGAUGAAACUCACCUCCACACAAGAAAAUGAAUGUGUCAAAAUGGAGAUGACAUGCUUGCAUUGUUCUUUCUUUCAGAUAGCUUGGUUGUUUAGUUUGCUGUAAUAUAGGAAAGGGGAAUUAUUUCCAGGGGGCAUAGCUACAUUGCUUUCUCCCCACCUUCACAUUGUCUUUGCUUCUUUCAUCUUUUCAUGUAUGCUCUUACAGAGUCCACUGAUAUUAAACCCCAUGGAAAUAAAAUAUAACACCAAUGAGCCCUGAUACAGUAAAAGCAACUGGAGAAUGCUGUAAUUAUGUAGACCCCUGCUGAAAACCCCAUUUAAAGUAUGUUUAACACACAGCCUACUUCCCAAACAAAAGCAAGUUAUCUACCUGUAAUUCUUACCAUCUAAAAUCAAUUAUUUAGUGGAUUCCUACCCUUGGGUAUAUGCUUUCUAUGUGCACCCACACUGCAUAAGGUUGCUGAGGUAGUACAGAGUGAGGGAUCUAUUGCAACUGGUAACUUUGGAGAAAAAUUACCUAUUUAUCUGUAAUUCUUAUUGCUUCCCAAAAAUAUAAUGUAUGAUAAAAUCCUACCAUUAGGUCCAGCCUUCAAGUAUAGUAAAUUAAUACAUAGUGAGUUCUCUCAGAGGAAGCAUAGAUUCAAAAUACCAUUUGUUUGAAAUAACUGCUUUCAGAUCCAGUUUAGUGUAUAAUGAAAUUAUCUCUCUGAUGUGGUACAUCUGUCAGGUAAUCCAGAAACAAACUGCAAUUUGGCAGUGUUGGGAGCUGCCAUCAGAGAGGGUCUAACUUUGUCACCAUGCUAAUUAAUAUCUUCAUCUGUAAAUGGUCCAUUUUAGUAUCAUUCACAAAGGAGUGGCAGAAUCAGGUCCAAAGACAGUGUGACGUAGCUUUGAUAAUACCCACCUAUCGAAUUGGAAUAGUUUCAACUACCUGGUGUUCCAAAGAACCUACACAUUUCCAAAUCACUUCUGAUUAAUCAUUCUCUAUUUAAAUCUUAAGGGCUCAGUGAGGUUAGUAUGAGGUUAGUUAUCAUCUACACAACCCUAAUGCUCCCUAGCAUAGCAAAAUUUAUGACAGUCUCUCCAUAAAGUUAAUUUCAUGUCUUCUAUUUGUAAGUAGAACACUCCAAUAAGAGAUAUUACAUCCGAUAUACAGUAGGUAAAAAUAAGAUCAAUGCAUUCUCUUUAAAAGAUGACAAUGUAGUGUGACACUUACUGAUUAAGGAAGUCAUUUUGCCCUGUCAGAAGGCUUUUUUUUAAUUGUGAUUAUACUCAAAUCCAGGAUACAUUGUUUAGAGCAGAUGUCCCCUAAGAAAAGUCAUAUUUGUAUCAGCGUUAUACUCUUGCUCUGAGGAACUAAUGAAUUUGCAUUUUAUAGCAAAGAGCAUGCAAGGAGGGUAUAAUUCCACUGAAUUACUGGCAUACAUGCUAUAACGGUAAUAUGCAAGGAACAGUCACAUCACAGUGUGAAUGAGAGCAAGAGCACGUUAUGUUACUUUUGCAGAAAAAAAUCAAGUGGAAUAGGAUUUAGGGUAAUACAUAGCACCAAGAAAUUGAAGAAUGAGCUAGAAAUCUGCUGUUUUCUAAGUAAAUGGAGAUUAUUUGCCAAGCCAAUUUUUCUGUAAAAUUCCUCACCCAAGAGAUGACUGAAUUGACACUAUUUAAGCAUAUGCAUUUCUCUAAGUACCAGUUAUUUGCUAGUUUAAAGAACUGAGGAUCUACCACAUUCAUACCUGUCCUGAAAUGCAAUCUGUAUCAUUAUUUACACUAUCUAGAAAUGCACAGUAUGUGAAAUAAGAGACCUGUCUUAAGCCAUUGUCCAAAGAGAUGGCAAAAGUCAGUUAGAAGGUAGUGCAGAACUGGUCUUAAGGGUCUUGAUUCUGUAUUGCCUCAUGGCGUUGUUUAUACACGUGACAAUUUGUGCAAUACAUGCCUAUUCUGAGUGGGAAGUGUUGCACACACACACCCACCCACCAGUAUUGACACAAGGUGCAGGAACUCAGAUAUUAUGACAGGUUUCAGAGUAGCAACCUUUUCUUUUUUCAGAUAUGAUGGGGAUGGAUGACCUUAGGCCCAAGGUAUUUGGGCGUGGGUCUCAGUACAGGAGGCUGCCUAUUAAUUAGGGUGUCUUGUUCAGAUUUUACUGUACAUAAUUUUAGCACACUUUUCAAGGCACAAUGAAAGGAUAUGGUUAGGAGUUAUCACCAUAAUUCAAGGGUAUUACAAUGCACAAGGCAUAGAGUCAUUCUUUUUAUUUUUCCAGGAAUGCAACUGUCUCAUUCGUAAUAAUAGAGGUAGCACAGUAGCUUUAUUGCUAUUGCUUAAACCUUCGUGAGGGAAGAAAAUGAAGUAGGCUAUAAUGAGUGUUGAACAACAGUUUCAGCCAAGCCAUGUGAUUUACAUAAAUUAAUGAACUGAUACCUUAUUAGCAUGCUGAUCAGCUAGUCAGAACAACUCUGUCAUUAUAAGCAAUUUUGUAUCUGGUGCUACGUUUAGCAUUGCAAACUGAUGGAUGCACACCUGAGAGUCAUGUCAGUAGGAAAUGAUUUCAUGACAAUCAUUUCUGUGUUAGUAGAUAACAAAUUAAAUCAGCACAGUGGGACAAAGCAACAUAUUCCGAUUGGAAAUGGUCUUAAUACAGGAAAAUGCUUGAAAAAAAAAUUAAACUGCUACUUACAGCCCAGAUCCUAAGUCGGAUUCCACACCACAUGUGCUGGUGGAGGGCCAGGUUUGGAGACCCUGGGCCAGGAGAUGCCCCUUCGCUGGUUGUUCUCCCUACUCUAAAGGAGGGAAGAGGAGUAAGGGGAGGCAUGUCAAAAGAACAGCCUAUGAGUUCACACAGAGUGUGAAUCAAUAAGUACCAAGCCCCUGCACUGGAGGGAAGCUGCAGGCCAUGGCACCUGUUCUGCCUUCCAUAACCUGGGGGAGUUUCUCUGCUGUGACUUGCUUUAGCAGUGUCCUGGACACAGUUACUUAGGCUUGGCACUCGUUUUCAGAAUUUACAAACAUAUAAUUUGAUUGAUGCUUUUUGUUCUAGUUGUCACGUCCAUCACUGAGCAACAGAAAAUACAACAUUGUUUUCACAUUGAAUUUUAAUGUGACCUUUUGGUUAGCUGGCAGAAUUCUACAUUAAGUCUCUCACCAGGCCUGUUUUAACCAACUCCCAGGACUUUGACUUACCUCCCCUUAAACUCAGAAGACUGAGGCAGGCAGCUCUCAAGGCUGGAAAAGAAAAUGCCAUUCUUCAGGCCUGCAGGAUUUAAAAAAAUGACUGAAAGGCGAUUUUAACUAACAGGAGGGUAAUAAAUUGUGGAGUGC
Molecule: messenger RNA, 16778 nt
Organism: Dermochelys coriacea (leatherback sea turtle)
Lineage: Eukaryota; Metazoa; Chordata; Testudines; Dermochelyidae
Gene: MAPK10
Product: mitogen-activated protein kinase 10
Exons: 14
Coding region: 649-1917 (422 amino acids)
Biological process (GO): JNK cascade; protein phosphorylation
Cellular component (GO): nucleus; cytoplasm
Molecular function (GO): ATP binding; JUN kinase activity
Source: RefSeq, a predicted model, not a curated record